UGCAUUCGAACGGCAGGUACGACUCCGCAAACCUGCAUUCGGCACAUGUGGUAGAGACGGGAAAGCUACAACACCACUCACUCCCCUUGCACACCACACAAUUUGACAGCGCGAGAGCCGUCGGGGGACAUCCCUCCUUUCGUCUCAACUAGAGCAUCCCCGAAUUCAUUGACCACCGACAGCGAAAGCGAGAGACAUGUACCGUUCCCCUCGCCAUCAUCCCAUGGACUCAAACCGGCCCAAUGAAUUCAGCCACCCCACGCCUCCCGACAAACCGACAAAACGCCCACGGGACGAACACGCAGUAGUAGCCGGGCGGCGCACAUCGAAUGGGGAGGUCUCGACCUCUGCCGCGACCGAGCAGCCGACACUCUACACGCAUUCGACCACGUACCCAACGACAUCAACCCCCGCAGCGUACACCCACGCAACAUUAGAAACCCUCGCCGCGGUCGCGACCUCCCUCUUGGAGUUACGGCAUGCGGAGACGCGCGGCCGUCCCAGCACCGCCGGUGUGGUGUCUGAAGCGGUCAAAGCGAAGCCGCCGGUGGUGGUUGUGCAACCGCAGCCGCGCCGGCAGCCAUCGACCGAUGUGGAGAAGGCCGGGAGGAAGCGCGUGGUCGCGAAGGCUGCGGAAGGGGUGGAGGUAGACGGUCGCCGGGUUGAGAAGGUGGGAAGAGAUGCCCAAACCGCAUCCAGUUCCUCACAAACCUCACGAACCUCACACACCAUCAUCACAUCUCUGCCCCAAAUCCCACCCAUAUCGCCCCCCCGACGGUCACCCCGACACCACUCGACAUCAACAUCAUCCACGCGCACACAACCGACCUACCCACCACUUUUGAAACCGACCCCCCGCGCCGCGACGGAUUCGGAGUGUGGGGAGGUGUUGAGGAGGGUUUUUGAGGAUGUCACCGCCGCUGCCGUUCCACACCCUAGCACCACCAAGCAACAACAGCAGCGACAACGGCUAGGGGAUCCACGACAGGCGAGGAAGGAUGCGGGCCAGGUCUUGCGAUCGGCGGCCUCGACAGCACGCUCACUACCAUCACAACGACCGCCAUCACCACCACCGGGGAAUAGCCGUGCGGAGACAUCCGCAUACCCACCCCCGACAACAACCCCACCCCCGCACCCGCACCCGCACCCGAAACGCCGCACCUCCCUGAAAGAUCCACGACCGGCGCAGCGGGCGCGGCGGGCGGCGUCACCGUCCCCAUCGCAGUCGUCGGCUGUCCCGCAUGUAGACGAAUCGCGGGACUCGGUCGCAUAUACCCCCGGUCGUGGUGAACCCGACUCGAGAGGGGUCAAAGGGCCGCGCCGUGUGUCGACGGGAGUGAGCAGCCUCCCCCGUCUCCGCCCCGAACUCCGGGCGCGCCUGAAGGCGUUUGAUGCGUUUGUGUGGCGGUAUGAGUCGCUUUAUGGUCAAGUGAAAUCCGACACGCACCUCAAAUCCCAAGCCCCGAACGUCCUGAUCACCUACCUGAUCUGCCAACGCUCGGCGCACGCACGGAACGGGGGGAGGGCCCCGCCCCCGCCGCCGAGGUUGAGGAUGCCGCCGCGCCCGGCGCACAGGGGUGGGAACUCUGCGUCGUCGGUCUCGUCCACGGUGUCGGCAAGGCCGGUGUCGGGGCCAACACAUGCGAAUGGGAACCCCCGGGGGGCGAGCGCGACGACUGCACAGGGGCGGGAUGAUGCCAAAACGGCCACGAUAACAACCGCGCCGGCCCCGCUCCACCCCCUCGGCGACCUACGCUCCUCCUCCUCCGGGUCGCGAUCGGUGUCGGUCCAAGGUCCGAUGGAGUAUGCCGCGCGUCCGAAUCAUGAGCAUGUAUACCCAUACUCGGACUGGAAGAAUGGCUACCACGAUCCGCCGCCUCCCCAACAUAGUUUGUCGUGGUCACCACCGCCCGGAGCGACGUAUCCCCACCACCAACAUCAGACGCAACAACAGUCGCGACAAGCAUACCCCUCCGCGACACCCUCGUCCUCCUCACCCGCUGCGGCGGCGUUCUAUACAACGUACCCUCCCCCGACGACGUAUGAGCAGGACCCGCGGUAUACCCAGCAUGCGUUUUACCCCCCGCCGAUGAUGUAUGCGGAUGGGUACACGCGAUACCCCCGAGAGAGCUACGGGUAUCCCGCACAUCCACAGACACUCUCGACACACCCACCCACACACACCCACCCACAUGCACAUCCGCCGCCACCGCAUGUACACCCCCAUCGGCCUGCACCGGAUAUGUACCCGCCCGCUACAUACACACAUCCACACUUCCAACACUACCCACCCAAUCAACACCCCCGCCGCCCGCACCCCUCCUACCCGUCCCAUGACACAACCGCGUACCCCUCAGUCCCCCCGCAAACCCACCUGCAAUCGGACGGCACACUGACCAGCGCCGGAACCUGGACGGGCCCGUCCCCGCCACCGGGAUACCACGAUCCGAGAGUCGACACGCACCCGCCCCCGGACCCGCCCCCGGACAGCAACCGGAAACAGGACCGCCCGACACAUGAUGGGCAGGACCACCGACGAGAUGAAUACACCGCCCCCGUGACGAUCCCGCCCCACGGCUAUCACACCCUGGAAUAUCACCGCCCGUAUCCGUACCCGCACCAGCAGCCCUACGUGCACUACCCGCCGGGGGACCCCGCCGGAAUGAUGGGGUUUCACCACCCUCGCGGAGGUGUGUAGUGAGGGACGCUUGUGGUGUUUGAGGAAAAUAUAUAUAUACCCCCUGGUUUCUUUUUGUGGCUGAUGCUUCCUUUGGAAAUGGAGUAAUGGAGUGGGCGUCGUUUGGGAGUUCAGGGGCGUUUUGGGGUUUGAUGAUGUUCGCGUGGGGAUGGUGGACGGUUGGAAGGCGGAAGAGGCCACGGGUUGCGGGUUGAUGUUCUGAAUUGGGAUGCUGCACCCGGCCAUUCGCUUGGCUGCUGCUUGUUUCUCGGGCACAUGUAAAGCUUCGUCCUUCAAGCUGAGAGCCAUUGCAUCCAGCAUUGACUCGCUGCUCGGGUAUCUAAACUUCUAAAGGACAUUCACACGGGUGCCCGCUACGCAAUCCCCCAUCUCUGCCUACCCAUCCCCAUAAGUACUGUACUGUACUGUACGCCGCUUGCCGCCCCACUAAACAACAACAAUCCUCGCCCCAACAC
Molecule: messenger RNA, 3153 nt
Organism: Fimicolochytrium jonesii
Lineage: Eukaryota; Fungi; Chytridiomycota; Chytridiomycetes; Spizellomycetales; Powellomycetaceae
Exons: 5
Coding region: 197-2698 (833 amino acids)
Source: RefSeq, a predicted model, not a curated record